UUUAAGAAGGAAACAGAAAAAAAACAGAGAACAGAAAAGCAAACGUUGCGUGGUGGGUGUCAAGUAGAGCUUGAUUGCGUAACCAACGAAACGAAAAGAGAUGUAAACGUCAAUCUAUUAUUUUAAUUUAAUUUUUUAAUAAUAAUAAUAAAAGAAUGUAAAACUAUAAAUAUAGAAGCCAUUAUUUUUACGAUGCCAUUGUGUUACUACCGUCAGCAUCUCCAAAAGAAGAGAGAAAGGCAGGUUUUUGCUGCUCCGCCAGAAGAAAUGGGUCUUUCUUCCUCUUCCAUUACCAAGGAUCCUCCUGCUACUCCUUCCUGGUUCACUCCCGAGAGGUUAUUGAUUCUAUUUUGUGUAAUAAACAUGAUAAAUUAUGUUGAUCAAGGAGUAAUAGGGAGUAAUGGUGUGAAUGGGAGUAUUAGGACUUGUGAUGACAAGGGAAUUUGCACAUCUGGUAGUGGAAUUCAGGGGGAGUUUGACUUGACUAAUUUUCAAGAUGGUCUCUUAUCAUCUGCAUUCAUGGUCGGAUUUCUUGUGGCGUCCCCAAUAUUUGCCUCUUUAACAAAGAGCCACCAUCCUUUUAGGCUUAUUGGAGUUGGAUUAUCUGUUUGGACCUUAGCUGCAGCUGGAUGUGGUAGUGCAUUUUCCUUUUGGUUUAUUGCAAUAUGCCGCAUGUUGGUUGGUGUUGGGGAAGCUUCCUUCAUAAGUCUUGCAGCUCCAUUUAUUGACGACAGUGCUCCCGUUUCUCAGGAAACAGCCUGGCUUGCGAUGUUUUAUAUCUGCAUACCUACUGGAAUUGCUGUUGGAUAUGUUUAUGGUGGAUUUGUUGGGAGCCAGUUUAACUGGCGCUAUGCUUUCUGGGGAGAGGCAUUAUUAAUGCUUCCAUUCGCGGUUUUUGGCUUUGCGUUUGAACCAUUACAGUUGAAAGAUUCAGAGGCAUCAAAAUUACAUGAUCAUAUUUUGGUUGGAGCUGACAGUAUGAGUGUAGAUGAAUUCAAGAAAACUUCAAAGUCAGUAAACAUUCACAAUAUCUUGAAUCAAUUUUCUCAGUUUGCAAAAGAUAUGAAAGCGCUUUUGGUGGACAAAGUUUAUGCUGUAAAUAUUUUUGGUUACAUAGCAUACAACUUCAUCAUUGGAGCAUACUCAUAUUGGGGGCCAAAGGCUGGUUAUAAUAUUUAUCAUAUGGAGAAUGCAGAUAUGAUGUUUGGAGGGAUUACAAUUGUUUGUGGGAUUUUAGGAACAUUAUCUGGUGGCUUCAUACUAGAUCGCUUGAGUGCUUCGAUAUAUAAAGCUUUUAUUCUUCUUUCAGGGGCAACGUGUCUGGGUGCAAUAUUUUGCUUUCUUGCCUUCUGUCUCAGGAGCUUGUAUGGUUUCAUAGUUUUUUUCGCAUUGGGUGAAAUUUUUGUUUUUGCAACACAGGCUCCAGUGAAUUACGUGAGUCUCCAUUGUGUCAAACCAAGUUUGAGACCAUUAUCUAUGGCCAUCUCUACCGUCUCAAUUCACAUCUUUGGCGAUGUGCCUUCCUCACCACUUAUGGGGGUCCUCCAGGAUAAUAUUAACAAUUGGAGGGCAAGUGCACUUAUUUUGACUUCUAUUCUCUUUCUUGCUGCUGGGAUAUGGUUUAUAGGUGUUUCUCUACAUAGUGACGACGCAUCUAAUGACAGAAGUGAAAGUCAAGUCUGUACAGUCACAGUAGACAAUGGAACACCAUUGCUUUAUGGAAAUGGGGAUGAAAGUUCUUACGAAGCCUAAGUUCAGACCUAAAUGCAGGCUGUCAGAUUCUCUGCAAUCAGUAAUGGGAGCAAAAUGACAGAUUUUGGUUGCAUCCCCCAAUGUACAAAGGCAUUCUGCAUUCGUGAUGGUGAGAUCGCGUGUAAUGAAUCAUGUGAAGAUAAACUUUCAAUAUAGGUCGAUCUCCGGGAAGGUACAGAGAAAAAGAAAGAGAUGAUACCGAAGGUAUUUGAUGUUGUGGAACUUACUGCAUCAACUAAUAUCUUUGUCACAUGCACAUUAUUUGCAGAUUGUAUUGUGAAUGGUAUUUAGAUUGGAGCUUCAAAAUUUGAUCAACCUCAUUUGCUUUGUUGGUUGAAGUAAUGGCUGCAAUUCAAGGAAGACUGCUGUCUUCUUCUUUUUAGUGUU
Messenger RNA from Gossypium raimondii (Peruvian cotton), 2139 nucleotides. Its product is annotated as probable sphingolipid transporter spinster homolog 2. Lineage: Eukaryota; Viridiplantae; Streptophyta; Magnoliopsida; Malvales; Malvaceae. Gene Ontology annotation, molecular function: transmembrane transporter activity. Gene Ontology annotation, biological process: transmembrane transport. The record is from RefSeq and is a predicted model, not a curated record. Gene Ontology annotation, cellular component: membrane.